ACUAAUUAUUAGUUAGUUAAUUAAAAAGUCAAAUUCUCGCUUUGUUCUCUCUAUAAUUAAUACGGCGGUUUCACAAAACAGAACGCUCUCAAUUCUCCCCUCCCUCCUUCCCAGCCAUUCUUCUUCUUCUUCUUCUGCCUCCGUGUCUGUCACGAAUGCCAUGAAAUCUUCAGGUGCGAUAUUUCUGGACAGAUUUCUGAGCAACACCAAAAGAGAACGAUGCUUCAACAUAGGCAGUGCCGUUCCUUUCCUUCUCACUUGUUUCUUCGUCGCCUUCAUUUUCAGCUUCUUCCUUCUCUACUCCCCCAAUCCCCUCUCUCUCGUCCCUGACCAACCCUUGCACCAACCUCACAAGCAACAUCAACGUGCCUCAACUCAACUCGCUUCACCCAAACCACACAAGCAGCAGAAAACCUGUGACUUGUUUAAGGGAAAGUGGGUUCGAGCUCCCAGAGAGUCAUCGUAUUACACCAACUGGAGUUGCACCACAAUUCCCGAUUCCAAGAACUGUUUCAAGCAGGGCAGAGAGGAUCGUGAUUUUCUGAACUGGAAAUGGAAGCCUGAUGAGUGUGACUUGCAGAGUUUCAACCCCAAAACCUUCCUCCACAUCGUUCGAGGGAAGAAGUUGGCAUUCAUAGGUGACUCUGUGGCAAGGAACCACAUGGAUUCCCUCGUUUGUCUCCUCUCACAGGAGGAAACUCCGGAGGAGAUUUACAAGGACUCAGAAGAUAGGUUCCGGAAAUGGCAUUUUCCGAAGAGCGACUUCACGGUGAUGAGCCUAUGGAGCAGAUUCCUAAUAGUGGGAGAGGAAAGAAUGGUGAACGGAACAGGGACAAACAUAUUCGACAUGCACAUAGACAAGGUUGACCCAGAUUGGGCCAACGUUGUUCCAGACUUGGACUACGCGAUAAUAUCAGCAGGCCACUGGUUCUUCAGAGCAAUGUACCUGCAUGAAGCCGACAAAGUCGUAGGCUGCGUUUUCUGCAGGCAACCAAAUGUCACAGACUACGACAUCGACUUCGCCUUACGAAUGGCCUUUCGAGCAACCUUCAACUUCAUCAACAACUGCAAGGACUGCAACAAGACAUUGAUAUUUGCCAGAACAUUCGCGCCGGCUCACUUUGAGAACGGGGUUUGGAACAACGGGGGCCACUGCAACAGGACAAGCCCAAUGGGUGAAUCGGAGGUUGAUUGGACGCGGUUCGAGCUGAAGCUUAGGGAUGUGCAGAUGGAGGAGUUUGACAGAGGAACAAGACAAGGAGACGGGAGGUACGAGGUUGUGGAUGUGACGAGGGCGAUGAUGAUGAGGCCAGAUGGGCAUCCCGGGGAGCACUGGGGCAACAAAUGGAUGAAGGGUUAUAAUGACUGUACACAUUGGUGCAUGCCUGGUCCUGUCGAUUUCUGGAGCGAGCUUUUGCUUGCUCUUCUUCUCCAGAGACACCCUUCUUCUAACUCUUAAAAUUACACAUGCAUAGAUUUAUAUAUUCCAUGAGCUCUGUAGCUGUUUCUAAAUUCCCAUGUCAUGUCGUUGCAUGUAAUAACGCCUGCAAGCCCAUAUAUAUAGCCCGUUAUCUAUCGCGAAAGCUCAAGCCGAGCACAGAAUCGGAUGCAAUCUCAUUUUUCA
Messenger RNA from Neltuma alba, 1624 nucleotides. Its product is annotated as protein ALTERED XYLOGLUCAN 4-like. Gene Ontology annotation, cellular component: Golgi apparatus. Gene Ontology annotation, molecular function: O-acetyltransferase activity. Lineage: Eukaryota; Viridiplantae; Streptophyta; Magnoliopsida; Fabales; Fabaceae. The transcript has 4 exons. Bases 161 to 1459 code for a protein of 432 amino acids. The record is from RefSeq and is a predicted model, not a curated record.